GAGAGAUGCCUGGGGGUCCCGGAGUCCUCCAAGCGCUGCGUGCCACCAUCUUUCUCCUCUUCCUAAUCUCUGCUGUUGGCCUGGGCCCCGGCUGCCAGGCCCUGUGGGUGGACAGGGACCCGCCCUCGGUGACCGUGAGCCUGGGCGAAACGGUCCGCCUGCAGUGCCUGCACAACCGCAUCAGGCCCAACACCACCUUCAACGUCACCUGGUGGCGCGUCAUCCAAGGCAACGCCACCUGGCCCGACAUAUUCUGGAGUAAUAGCCAAGAGCCCUACGGUGAGCUGACCAUCCACACAGUGAACAAGAACCACACAGGCAUGUUCAGGUGCCAGGUGGAGGAGAAAGACCCCAUCACCCAAAGAGUCCUCAGCUUCCAGCAGUCCUGCGGCACCUAUCUCCGCGUGCGCGAGCGGCUCCCCAGACCCUUCCUGGACAUGGGAGAGGCCACCAAGAACAACAUCAUCACAGCCGAGGGCAUCAUCCUGCUCUUCUGCGCCGUGGUGCCUGGGACCCUGCUGCUGUUCAGGAAACGAUGGCAGAACAUGAAGUUUGGUGUGGACACCCAGGAUGACUAUGAAGAUGAAAACCUUUAUGAGGGCCUGAACCUGGAUGACUGCUCCAUGUACGAGGACAUCUCCCGAGGCCUCCAGGGCACCUACCAGGAUGUGGGCAGCCUCCACAUCGGAGAUGGGGACGUCCAGCUGGAGAAGCCGUGACCCUGUGGGCUGCUGCCGGGCAGAUGUGCUGCCAGCUCUGGUGUCCCCCCACCCCUUCCUGUUCUCUUUUCAUAAUCU
This is a messenger RNA of Odobenus rosmarus divergens (Pacific walrus), 797 nucleotides long. It is a transcript of the gene CD79A, whose product is annotated as CD79a molecule, immunoglobulin-associated alpha. The transcript is spliced from 5 exons. Gene Ontology annotation, cellular component: external side of plasma membrane; membrane; B cell receptor complex. Lineage: Eukaryota; Metazoa; Chordata; Mammalia; Carnivora; Odobenidae. Bases 6 to 719 code for a protein of 237 amino acids. Gene Ontology annotation, molecular function: transmembrane signaling receptor activity. Gene Ontology annotation, biological process: B cell receptor signaling pathway; B cell differentiation. The record is from RefSeq and is a predicted model, not a curated record.